This is a messenger RNA of Blastocystis hominis, 826 nucleotides long. RefSeq lists its product as hypothetical. Gene Ontology annotation, cellular component: cytoplasm; nucleus. Gene Ontology annotation, biological process: inositol phosphate biosynthetic process; phosphatidylinositol phosphate biosynthetic process. The transcript is spliced from 7 exons. The record is from RefSeq and is a predicted model, not a curated record. Gene Ontology annotation, molecular function: inositol hexakisphosphate kinase activity. The coding region runs from base 23 to 826 and encodes 267 amino acids. Lineage: Eukaryota; Bigyra; Opalinata; Blastocystidae.
GCGGAGGAUGGAUGGAGCGUCUAUGGGUUUGAUUUCGGGACAUAGCAAGAUGUUCAAAUUAGCGGAUGGAAAGAUCGCAAAACGAUGUAGACUAAAUGAAAUUGAGUGCUACGAAAGUGCCUACUCCAGCAAUUUACCUAUUUUGAAGUUCUUCACACCCUAUUAUGGAUCAUGUAAUGAAGAGGAUAUUCACAAUACAAAGAAUAUAACCGCUUCUGUAUUUAAGGAUGAUCUGCAUGGAAGUGAAUCUGACGAAAGCGAAAAUUAUCACAGCCAUUUUAUUCUUUUAAAAGAUCUCGAAACUGAGUUCACUUAUUGUUGUCAACUGGAUGUAAAGCUUGGAACCCAAACCUACUGGGAUAAAGCAUCUCCAAUUAAGAUCGCUCGCCAUCAACUUACCUGUAAGCAAACUACAACGGGAAGCAUAGGAAUCCGACUUUGUGGACUUCGAAUGUACGACUUGUCUACACAUGAAUGGACCAUUCACAACAAAGCGUGGGGUAAACAAUUCUCCCCCGAAACGAUCGAAGAGGCGCUCUCUUCUUUCUUCUAUAAGGACAACCGCCUCCAACCCGCCCUUCUUCGCAGCGCGAUCGACCAAUUAUGCGAGCUGCGAAUUUAUGUGCGACAGUGCAACUGGAGGUUCUGGUCCUCCAGCGUUUUACUCACACGGAGCGCAGAGGCGAGUUCGUGUGUGAAGGUGCAUCUCAUUGAUUUUGGAAAUGGGAAUUUUUCUGGAAAAUACGAAUCUGCGGACGAAGGCUUCGUGUUUGGCCUCAGUAACCUUAUUGCUAUUUUCCGACACUUGUUAGUUCUAUCUUCAUGA